CAAGGGACACGGGACACACAAGGGACACGGGACACCCCCCCGGGGUCCCACCCCCUGCCCACGGCCCCUGCCCGCAGGCCCGAUGGACGCGGAGGCGCCGGCGCCCCGGCGGCUGUAGGACCCCCCCCGCCGCAGGUGAGGGUCGGGUCGGGUCGGGUCGGGUCGGGCGGGGGCUCGUCCGGGGGGGUCCCGCCGCCCCCCGGUGCCGCCGCUGCCCGUGCGCCCCCCUCCCUCCGCCAUGUCGGGGGCCCUCGGCAAGCGGAGCGACCUGGCCAACGACAACGGGUGCCCGGGGCUGAGCCUGGGGCUGCGGGGCCCCCCCGAGCCCGGGCAGCCGCUGCGCCCCAAGGGCUCCCCCCAGGGCCCCCCCCUGCACGGCAGCACCGGGCUGCGGGGCGGGGGGGGCCCGGCCGGCGAGGAGCCGGCCAACGCCAAGUGGGUGAAGGACGGGCAGAACCAGCUGCGCCGGGCGGCCGAGCGGGACCAGAACCGCAACGAGCUGGGGACCCCCCCCGAGGAGACCGAGGUCUCGGCCCGCAACACCCGCAACGCUGGCGGGGGGGCCCUGCCCCUGCUCAUCGACCUGCGGGGCGCCGGGGACGAGGAGGAGGACGAGGAGGAGGACGACGAGGAGGAGGAGGAGGGCGACGGGGACUCCACGCCGGUGCAGAGCGACCCCAUGACGGCCGAGUCGGAGCCGAGCGGGGAGCGGGCGCCCCGCGAGCACGGCCGCAGCGCCAGCCUGCUCUUCGGCGUGCGCAGCGGCACCGCCAGCGACGAGGACUCCAGCUGGGCCACGCUCAGCCAGGGCAGCCCCGGCAGCUCCCCCGACGACGCAGACUCCUUCUGGACCCGCAACUCCUUCGAGACGGACUCGGACCUGCCUGCAGGAUGGAUGCGGGUGCAGGACACCUCGGGCACCUACUACUGGCACAUCCCCACCGGCACCACGCAGUGGGAGCCCCCCUCGGGGCUGGCCCGUGGCUCGGCCCCUGGCUCCCCGGGGAACACCCCCUCCGAGGAGCUGCCGCUCGCCUGGACGGGCUUCGCCCCAGCUGAGCGCUUCGGUGAGGGGGAUUUCUGGAAGGACCCUGUGGCCGAGGAGGCGGAUGAGGAGCCUGGAGCGCAGGACGAGGAGCCGGUGUUGCCGGGCCUGGCCUCGCCGGGCGGGGGCAUGGCCCUGGCCGAGGAGGACAAGCCGGGCUCCAAGCGCUUCGCCGUGCGCUCGCUGGGCUGGGUGGAGAUGAGCGAGGAUGAGCUGGCGCCGGGCCGGAGCAGCAUCGCUGUCAACAACUGCAUCCGCCAGCUCUCCCUGCACCAGCACGGCCCCCCUGGCACCUGGGGGGAGGGCCGGGCGAUGCUGCUGCUGCUGGAGAACCAGACGCUGAAGCUGGUGGACCCGCAGGAUCAGGCCCUGCUGCACGCGCAGCCCGUGGCCAGCAUCCGCGUCUGGGGCGUGGGGCGCGACAGCGGCAGAGACUUUGCCUACGUGGCCCGGGACCAGCUGACGCAGAUGCUCAAGUGCCAUGUCUUCCGCUGCGAGAGCCCCGCCAAGAACAUCGCCACCAGCCUGCACGAGGUGUGCUCCCAGAUCAUGGUGGAGCGGCGAAGUGCCCGGGCGCUGGCUAACGGCCUCUCCGUGGACCCCGCCAGGCUGGUGGAGAUCCCCUUCCAGGUGGAGUUCCCGGCGCCCAAGAGCGAGGUGGUGCAGAAGUUCCCGGUGUGCUACCUGGGCUGCGUGCCCGUCGCCAAGCCCGUGGGCAUGGACGUCAUCAACGCGGCGCUGGAAGCGGCACUGGCCACCGGCAGCAAGGAGCACUGGACCCCCAUCGUGGUCAACGUGGCGCCCGCCACGCUCACCAUCACCCACGAGCAGACGGAGGCGGUGCUGUGCGAAUGCCGCGUGCGGUUCCUGUCCUUCAUGGGGGUGGGCCGGGACGUGCGCUCCUUCGCCUUCAUCAUGGCCAGCGCCCCGGGCGCCUUCCGCUGCCACAUGGUCUGGUGCGAGCCCAACGCCGCGGGGCUGAGCGAGGCGCUGCAGGCCGCCUGCAUGCUGCGCUACCAGAAGUGCCUGGACGCCCGGCCCCAGGCCUCCAGCUCCUGCCUGCCUGCGCCGCCCGCCGACUCGGUGGCCCGCCGGGUGGGCUCCUCCGUCCGCAGGGGCGUGCAGACCCUGCUGGGCAGCCUGAAGCCCAGGCGCCUUGGGGCCCAGACGCCGUGAGCCGGGAUGGGAUGAGCGACCGAGACCCCUUCCCUACCCGCUGCCCCCGUGACGGGACGGAGGGGGUGGCGGGGCUGGGGAUGCGCAGGGCACCGGCGGGGGGAUGAGCCCGCACCGGGGUGGGGGGUGGGGGCACGUGUGUGCGAGUGUGAGCGUCCCCGUGCGCAGAGCCACCUGCGCGUGUGUGCCGGGGCCACGUGCCCAUGCGGGGGGCUUGCUGAGCGCAGUGCCCUGCCGCGGCUCUGCCUCCUCCGGCCGUGCCCUGGGGCGGGGGGUCCUGCCCCACACACCGGGGCGAGCCCCCCGCUGCCCCGUGGGGACGAUGGCGGGGACGCGGGGCCCGCCCUGCCCCAAUGCAUGCGGUCUAACCUGCGGCGUGGGGCUCCCCGGGGCCGCUGGCUCCGGAGCCGCCGCUCUUGCUGUAACAAAGAUCUGUGUCGUACUAAAUAAUUAAUAAACCCAUUCC
This is a messenger RNA of Grus americana (Whooping crane), 2687 nucleotides long. It is a transcript of the gene APBB1, whose product is annotated as amyloid beta precursor protein binding family B member 1. Gene Ontology annotation, biological process: regulation of DNA-templated transcription. Lineage: Eukaryota; Metazoa; Chordata; Aves; Gruiformes; Gruidae. The record is from RefSeq and is a predicted model, not a curated record. The coding region runs from base 239 to 2221 and encodes 660 amino acids. Gene Ontology annotation, cellular component: cytoplasm; nucleus. The transcript has 13 exons. Gene Ontology annotation, molecular function: amyloid-beta binding; transcription factor binding.